Messenger RNA from Onychostoma macrolepis, 1730 nucleotides. RefSeq lists its product as uncharacterized. Lineage: Eukaryota; Metazoa; Chordata; Actinopteri; Cypriniformes; Cyprinidae. The record is from RefSeq and is a predicted model, not a curated record. The coding region runs from base 303 to 1163 and encodes 286 amino acids. The transcript has 6 exons.
GCAAAUCGCAGCGUAAUUCGUUACAAUAUAUUCCGGGAUAUUGGUUUAUUUCGAGUCAGAGUGACUGUCACUCGCGUCAGAAAGCGAGCAACUUUAGUAACAUGCUGACUUGAGAGAUACGCGAACGGUUUAACGAUUCAGUCCGAUUUGGUGAACCAGUUCGACCAUUGCAAUAAAAAGAACUGUUUUAAAAGAAAGAUUCUUUCACGAACCCGACUAGCUAGGCUACUGGUAAACUGGUUUACUGUGGACCUGUACAUAUUGUCUUUGAACGACAUAAAGUUUCUAGAGUCCAAUCCAGCAUGGCUGUACGGGCAGAAGUUCUUCUCUACUGGCUUCACAUUAUUUGUGCAGGUGUGUUUGCUGAUGUUUGGGAGGUGCAAGUAGAGUCUGAAAUGGAGGCUCUGGUGUCGUCUUGUGUCGUGUUGCCCUGUUCAUUCAAAUACCCUGCUCAACAACAACCCUCUGAUCGUAUUAAAGCUAUAUGGCACAUGAAGAACAACUGGAAUGAUAUCAUUUUUCACAAAGACUCUACAAGGGUUAAAGACAGUUUCAAGGGUCGUACAAAACUGAUUGGUUCACUGGGUAAAUCCAACUGCUCCUUGGAGAUUGAUGAAGUCAAAAACCAUGACAACGGCCCGUAUUGUUUCAGGGUUGAAUUAGAGACAUCUCCCAAAGACAAGUACUCCUUUGUGGGUAACUGUGUGUCAAUUAAAAUGAUCGAGCAAGCAUCAAAACCAGAGCUGCAGGCCGAGCAGUCUGUGCCGGAGGGUCAACCUGCAGUCUUCAAAUGCUCUGUCCGGCACACCUGUCCAUCCCACCAGCCCACUCUCAGCUGGAGCCACACUGGAAAAAUCAUCAUGAGCUACAAGGACAUUGGUCAUGGAAGCUGGGAAGCAGAGUCUGUCCUGUCCUUCACCCCAACAAAAGAGGAUGAUCACUCCUCCAUCACAUGCACAGUCAAGCACCACGGGAAUGUCACGGGAGAAAUAACAGCGACUCACCCUAUCUUUGUGAAAGAACAACCAACUCUCAACCACAUUCUCAUACCAGUCAUCGCUGGUCUUGGAGCUGCUCUUUUGGUUGGAUUACUGUGUUUCUUCAUUGUGAAGAGAUACAAGAAGCGCAAUGUAGCUAAUCCAGAAAUGACAAUGGGUGAGUAAGCCCAAUUUAUACUUCUGCGUCGGACCUACGCCGUAGCCUCUACGCCGUAAGCUGUGCGUCGGUUUUCAUUUAUACUUCUGCGUCGUCGUCCGCGUCGACGUGCAGUACACAUGCGGACCGCUAGUGUGCAGUGUCCACGGGCAUGUUGCUUGUGAACCCGCAGUACCACGGCAAAAGCCGAAGAAGAAGCGGCUCGUCGGAGAAGCGUAGCCGUGACCGUGGCAAAUAAAUAUCAAAUCAUUAUUUAAAACUACAAAAAGGAGACAACAACGGAACAGGAGAAGAUGGCAUUCUUACAAUCACCACAAGGACGUGUACCACGGCAGAUCAACAUUGUUUGUCGCGGACAACUAGUGAUGUAUAAUGCUGUGUAGUAUAAUAAAUGAUAAGACACUUGUUCUUUGCUUUGUUUUAUUCUAAAUAAGAAGGUGUAACAUUAAUAUUACAGUGCUCAUAAACGCACACACAACUCAAGAGCAUAAGGAGGGAGGGGGUUCUAGCAGACCAAUCACAGCGCUUGCGGUCCGCGAAUUGACGCGCUGUUAGAUUUUUGGAGAGGUGCAGGU